Molecule: messenger RNA, 2148 nt
Organism: Schistocerca piceifrons (Central American locust)
Lineage: Eukaryota; Metazoa; Arthropoda; Insecta; Orthoptera; Acrididae
Exons: 6
Coding region: 106-867 (253 amino acids)
Source: RefSeq, a predicted model, not a curated record
GUCUGUUGCUUAGCUGUGACGGUGCGCGCUAGCCAGUGAGUGCGAGUGUGUACGGCGAUGACAGUUUGCAAACAAGCGUGCGUGCCAGUGUGGAGCUGACGGGCGAUGCACAUAGACGAGGCGGGCGUGGAGCCGUGCAACCAGAGCGACUGGUGGGCGGGCGCGCCGGAGGAGGACGCGCUGUCGCUGCCGCUGGACGGCGACGACGACGCGGCGGCCCUGUGGUCGGGCGCCUUCGUCCCGCCGCCGCCGCGGCCGCACUUCCUCGACGACUCCGCGGCGCCCGACGGGCUCACCACGUGCGACCUGUGCGCCUGGGCGUGGCGCGCGCGGACUCCCGUCUUCCCCGCCGACGAACCACCAGAUAACGAGACGAAGCUAGGAUGGUUACUCACUCUCGCUAUCGUGUCGAUAGUAUCAGCAGCUGUUGGUGCCGUCGUUAUGGUCACCGUUCUGCAUUGUCGCAACAGACUGAAGAACCUGAGGUUUGGAGGCGUGUGCUCCUCCAGGUCGAGCCAAAGAGCGCGGGCGCCUGCGCCGGCAGCGCCAGCGGCGGCGGGCGCUGAGCUAGCGACGCGGCCGUCGCCGGGGAAAGUGGCGCCCUGCGAGCGCGAGCGUGCCUGCCGCGAGAACCACUACACGCUGCACGAGGACGCCGUGUACGCGGAGCUUGACCGCGACUCGACCGCCUUCCACAACGGCGCCUACACCGGCUCCGACACCGAGCCCAGCAGCGCCUACUACUCGGACUUGUCGGCGGCCGACCGCGACCGCCCGUACGAGGCUGUCGCCUGGGAGGGCCAGCCCAGCAGGCCGGCUCUCUCGGCCAUCACCGAGACCCUCACCGUGCCUUCAGACUACGUCUAGCCCACAGCUGCCGAUUCUCUUGCAACGUUAGAUGUGAGGAGGGCUUCAAGACAACGGAUGAAGCUCUUCUGGUAUCAACGAGGUCUGGCAGGGUUGCCCUGGAGCUUACAUCAGUGCAGACAGCUCUUGUCAUGCUGCAGUUUUUUUUUCCAGAUGAAUAAUGCUAUUUCACAGUGUUGUGUAACUGACAGUGGCUCAAGAACCACAUUUGAAACAUUUUGACUGAAACCUCUAGGACAACAUUAUCAUCAGUCUUUCACACCUCUGAUCAUCAGGAUAUCUGGCAACUUAGCUGGGUGGCGUCCUCUGCAUUUUGUGUGCUUCACUUUCCACCUCUACAGAACAACCGUUCUCACUUGCUUAUUCUUCCAUAAAAAUUAAAGUGACUACAAUCAUAUUGAUAUAGGUGCACAGUGUGAACUGCAGGCACUGUCCUCCUGUACUAAAGGAAUCACUGGACUGUGGUUUGGAGGGGCAUGUAUCCAGGUCCAUUGCUUUGAAGUAUGACAUAUAAACGAGUGCUAUGGGGUUAUUAUACAAGCCCAUAAAAAUCACCUCUUUGAGCAAAGUUCUCUCCACUGUUUCCUCCAACCAUACCCCAUAUUAAAGAUUUGGGAUUUCCUGUGCUUAUACAGUUUGCCUCUGGAUGUGGGACCACCUAGUUUCUGGUCAUCCUCUGCAACAUUAUGUAUUUCCCAUAAGCAUUUUGCAAGUGAUACUUUUUAAAGAUGAAUCUCAGUAACAGUAUUUGUGAAGAAUGAAUUUUUCUCCCUGUAGCGGAGUGUGCAUCAGUAUGAAUCUUCACAGCAGAUAAAAGUUGGGUGCUAGAUCUGGACUUGAACUCAGGUUUGAGUCCCAGUCUGGCAUACAGUUUUAAUCUGGCAGGAAGUUUCAAUGUGGCUGUCAAAUGCAUCUACUAUAAGUAUACAGAAUUGUUUUUCUGAUUUGUUUAGGGAAGAAAUAGUGUGUUGUAAAUAUGCAAAAUCCUCAAUAGUACCACACGAUAAAUAUGAAUAACUGAUUAAAUUGGUACCAACCACAUACAGGAUGCAUGAGUCACAGACAGGAACAAUUAAAAUAAUACUAGAAAUAUUUAAGCUUUCGAACAAAGUUCUUCCUCAGAAGUAGAACCCUCACACAUUCACACAACUUUGUUGUUGUGGGAGAUCUAUUUCUGAGGGACGACUUUGUAUGAAGGCUUAAAUAGUUCUACUGUUCUUUCCAUUGUACCUGUGUGUGACUCAACACCUCCUCUACGUGGUGAGUAGCAAUCUACCCUUA